Tuber melanosporum (Perigord truffle) is the source of this 750-nucleotide messenger RNA. RefSeq lists its product as uncharacterized. NCBI's taxonomy places the organism in Eukaryota, Fungi, Ascomycota, Pezizomycetes, Pezizales, Tuberaceae. Gene Ontology annotation, molecular function: U6 snRNA binding. The record is from RefSeq and is a predicted model, not a curated record. The transcript has 4 exons. Bases 1 to 750 code for a protein of 249 amino acids. Gene Ontology annotation, cellular component: U6 snRNP; spliceosomal tri-snRNP complex; P-body. Gene Ontology annotation, biological process: P-body assembly; mRNA splicing, via spliceosome; nuclear-transcribed mRNA catabolic process.
AUGAGAAAGCAAGGAAACACAAAACAGGAUAGUAAACGGAGACCCCAAGCAUUGAAUGCUAAUGUACCGGUAGGGUCACUGAGCAAGGGUUGGUUGGUGGGUGAGGGCACAAGUCUUUCAACAUCUCGCAGGACCAAUGAGGCUCAACGAAACCUUCACCCCGCACUAAUCCAAAUACGGUCUGGUGCAACCACGCCAACUUACCUUCUUCCUUCGCCCUCGCAACAACGUAACUCAACAUCAUUCACUACCACAUUUCCAUUCAUCACGCACUCAUCCGUUAUAUCACCUCAGCUAUUUUCUCGCUCCUCCAUCAGUAGUAGCGAACGAAAUGGUGCCCGCUCCCCCCUACCCUUAUCCCUCCUGAAUACAGCCCAAGGCCACCCAAUGCUCGUAGAGCUCAAAAACGGUGAAACCCUCAACGGACACCUGGUCAACUGCGACACUUGGAUGAACUUGACUUUGAAGGAGGUUGUGCAGACUAGUCCUGAGGGUGACAAGUUUUUUAGGCUGGCCGAGUGUUAUGUUCGGGGGAACAAUAUCAAAUACCUUAGGGUUCCCGACGAGAUUAUCGACCUUGUGAAGGAGACGCAGACACAGCAAAGCAGAGAUGGCCACGGCGGGCGCGGAGGGAACGACCGUGGGAGGGGAGGUUACAGAGGGGAUCGUGGAAACAGAGGUGGCAGAAGUAGGGGAAGGGGGAGGGGUGGUGGGGGUGGUGGGGGUGGGGGCGGAGGUUCCAACCAGUGA